GAGUUCUAUUAGGCAUGUCAUCAACUAGCUCUUAUUAAAGAGGUUUAUUGGUCAGAUUUAAAAGCUAGGACACCUAAUCAUAUCCUAAAAGGAUUGAGAUCAUGAUAAGUCUAGUUAAACAUGAUGAUCUUUGGCUCAAUUAACUAUAUGCAUGUCCCCCAUCUGCCCAUCAAGCUAACACCUAAUCUAUAGUUUUGAAUGUUCAUAAAACAAAACAUAAUCAUUUACUCGUUGCUGUGCCCCCACUUGUCAAUUGUGCAUAAGUGAUUAUUUUUACACAAAUCUCCCUUCAAAGCAUAGUCUUUGUGUCCUGCAAUGAAAGCUUCAAAGCAGCAGCAGCAGCAGAAGCAGAAUCAGCUCCAACAAAGAGGAUGCAAGGCCUUGUGUUGCAGCUGCAGGUUCAGUGUUUCUUCUUCUGAAGAAGCAGAAAGCUCAGCCUCUGAUAGGUUCCCUUCUGUUUCAAGCCUUGCACACGCCAUGGUGCAAGAGAGACUUGACCAAAUGAUUAGAGAAAGGAUGGAAGCUAGUCAUGUAGAGAGAAGAAGACAGCAGAGCAGUGAAGGGACAAAGUUUGUCGUGAUGGUAGCAAUGGAGAAGAGCUCUUACGAUCCAAGAGUAGAUUUUAGAGAGUCCAUGAUGGAGAUGAUAGCUGCCAACCGCCUUCAAGACGCCAAAGAUCUUCGUAGUCUAUUGAACUAUUAUAUCUCCAUGAACUCUAAUCAGUACCGUAGUCUUAUUCUUGAGGUUUUUCAUGAGGUUUGUACUAAUUUGUUCUUAUCAUGUAAAUGCCAUUGA
Molecule: messenger RNA, 795 nt
Organism: Vigna angularis (adzuki bean)
Lineage: Eukaryota; Viridiplantae; Streptophyta; Magnoliopsida; Fabales; Fabaceae
Product: probable transcription repressor OFP9
Exons: 1
Coding region: 316-795 (159 amino acids)
Biological process (GO): negative regulation of DNA-templated transcription
Source: RefSeq, a predicted model, not a curated record